AUGUCAUCACCACAAACUAUGUCAUUUGCACAAACUUAUAUACUAGCUUCAAAAGUAAGAUCAAAAUUAACAAGAGAAGCUUCAUCUCCAAAAUCUUCUUUAAGAAAUUUAGUUACUCAAGCUAAUAUGUUAGAUAAUUUAAUGGAUUAUAUAAGUGAAGAAACUGAAAAAAGAAAUCAAGAUAAACAUUAUAAUAAUCAAAAAGAAAUCAAAUUUAAUGUACCUUCAAAACAGAAAAAACCUAACAGUACUAUAAAUUCACCAUUAUAUAAAACUUCAAUAACUGAAUAUGAAAUUGAUUCUGAUUCCGAAAGUGAAGAUGAUUCUGAUUUUUCAGACUCUGAAGAAGAAGAAGAAGAAGAUGAUGAUGAAGAAAUUGCAACUACUACUACUACCACCACUACAAAUGAAAUUCAAUUAAAUGACGCUAUAUUCGAUACAUCUAAUAGAAAUUUAUCAUUUACAAAUAUUCCACAUAUAACAACAGAAGAAGUAAUAGAUAGUGAUUCUGAUUCAGAAGAAGAAGAUUCACAAGAUAUAGAAAUAAAAUCAGGAUCAUCAUCAAUUUAUUCAUCAAGUGAUUCAGAUAGCGAAUCAGAAGACGAUGAUGAUGAAGAUGAUUCAGAUGAUUAUUAUAUUUAUUCAGAUUCAGAAGAUAUAGAAGAAGAUAUAUCAAUAAAUUCCAAAAUACCAAGAUCAAUGAAUAUACAAAAACCAAAAUUUAGACAAUUACCUUCAUUAAAUUUAUCAUCAAUUGAAGAAGAAGAAAUAGAAGAAGAACAAGAUGUCAAUGAUCAAAUGAUUGAUGAUGAAGAUGAAGAAGAUGAAGAUGAAGAUGAUAAUAAAACAAUAACUAAUGAACAAGAAAGUUUACAAGAAUUUGAAAUGCCAGAAUUAUCACAUACAAAUUCAAUAUCAGAUGAUGAUGAAAAUUAUAAUCAUUUUGAAUUUAUAAAUAAUAAUAAUCAUUUAAUUAUGCCAUGGAAUAAUGAAUCUAAUGAUAAAACUACAGAAAUAAUACAUCACAAUCAUAGUCAUCAACCAUUAAGUUUAUUUAAACAUGAAAAUUUAACAUUAGAUCAAUUAAUUUAA
Lodderomyces jiufengensis is the source of this 1092-nucleotide messenger RNA. RefSeq lists its product as uncharacterized. Lineage: Eukaryota; Fungi; Ascomycota; Pichiomycetes; Serinales; Debaryomycetaceae. The transcript has a single exon. The record is from RefSeq and is a predicted model, not a curated record. Bases 1 to 1092 code for a protein of 363 amino acids.